AUGUCGAGCAGCAAUCAACAAGAUGAAUCAUAUGAUGAAGAGUAAGAAGAUGAAGAAAUUGAAACCGUUCAGGAAAAUGGUUUAAAAUAGUUAUUCAAAAAUCAAGGUAUAUGAUGUUAAAUUAACUUAAAAUUAGAAUAAUUCAUGUAAUAAAUCAAUUUUUUGAAUGAACAAGCAGUGCAUAAAAUUAAACUUUAAAAGUUUAAGGAAGCCAUGAAGUUACUUUAAUAAUCAGAAUAAAUGUUGGAAGUAUUUUAUAGUCUUAAUCCAUAGUAUGCAGCAAGUUGUGGCAAAACAAUAGAUAAAAACUUAAUUAUUGUUGUUCUCUACAAUCAAGCAUGUGGAUAUUAAUGGUACAGCAAAUAAAAUAAUAAUAGUUAAUGGGUUUUGGAUAAAUGUUCUAAAUAUUUAUCUGGAGUGAUUUACAAUAUGGAAGAAAGCAUGAAAGAAGAAGAAUAAGAUACAAAUAAACUUACAAGCACCUAAGAAAGUGAUGCUUCUUUAGUCAAAAAGAAAGCCUUUCUAGCAAGAACACUCUUAUAACAUACAGCCAUCUUGAGUCAAUUAGGAAAGUAUCUAUUAAUAUUAAAUUAGACAUAAAUUAGCUCUACAGUCAGCUAGGAAGGCAGCAAGUACGAUGCGAGAAGUGUUCAAGAUAGCUUUCCUUUUUUGUAAGGAUUGGCUAAAUAAAAAUGGAUCCUUGGGGUCUGCAACAACAGCCAAUUCUAGUUUAACAAUGAAGUCAAAAUAAAAAAAUAAUAAAUUCUAAAUGAAAGAUGAGGUAGAAUUCAGUCGAUUAGUUAUUGAUGCUAGUAAAGAUAUUCUAUAAGAUAUGUCUAAAUAGUAAGAUUUGGAUAGUAUGUCCAAUAAUGAGUAGUUGAUUCUAAGAGAAGCUAAAAAGUAAUUAUAUUUCUGGAGAAAUAAUCCUGAAAAUAAUGAAAAGCAUAUUCGCAAAGAAUUAAAAUUAGAUCAAAAAGAAGAAGACUAUCGUUCUAUUCUUGGAGUUUAAAAUGUCCAAGAAUGGAUUUAAACCUUUAAUAUAGGAUUCAUAAUGCACAUGACUCCUCAAAUAUAUGAGGAUUUCUCAUCCUAAGGAGAAAUGCUCUAUGAGAUUUCCAAAAGGUUGUUAUUGGAAAAAAUCAUCUAUCUGUCCAUAUCCUAUUUCACCAUUGCGACUGAAUUAAGGUUCAUUGAAUUAGACAAGGCUAAACAAUAAGGAAUCAAAGAUAUUAAUACUGAUGAGUUUAAAUUAAGUGAGUUAUAUCAUCUUAAGGCAGUUGAGAUUGCUUGUAAAAAUAUUACAUGUUCAUCUCCUUAUAUUAAUCACUUAAUUACUAGCUAUCAUAAACAUUAUAAUUCUAAUUUAGAUACCAUACAAGAGGAAUCUAUGAUGUCGAUGGUAUCAGAAGUGAAUUAUAAAGAACAAAAAUUACAAAAAUUGAAAUAGAUGCAAAUUCAAACUUAAAGAGAAAAUCAAAAUAUCCUCAAAAAUUUAGCAGAAUUAAAAUUGAAUGACUCAUCUCCUACUGGAAAAUUAAUUAGUUCUUUUUUAAAUCAACAAUCUCCUUUAAAAACCAAUCGAAAUAUUAGUGACAAUGUAAAACCAUAAACCAAUCUGAUGGAAUAAAUGAUUAUUAAUAAAAAAAGAUAAUAAAUGCCAUCAGAUACAUCUCCUAAACAAAAGAUGCAGUUUUUCAAUGGCUCUUCUAACAAUAGUUGCGAAAGAAUAAAUGAGAAACUUCUAAAGACUUAAGAAACAUUACCUAUAUAAUUAUAACCCUACAAAUCAACUAAAACAAAUUUUAAUAGUCUGAUUAAGCAAACACAAAACACUUAACCAUCUUCAAACCAAAAUAAUAAUGGAAUUUUAAAAGCAUUUUUUUUUGAUAAUUGCAGAACUGAAAGAAUGAAUUCCAAUUCAAAUUAAUCGCCUAAGAGAGUUGGUAGGUCUCCUGAUAAAUCUCCAGAACGAUCUCAAAAUUCCUUGAAACCUAGAAAUUCAGCUAUGACAAAUAAAAGUCCAUAUAAUAGGCCUAGAACAGAUACUGAACAAUGUAAUAUUUUGAAGCAUAUUAAAUAGAGUGUCAUAUUAAGUUUGAAACCAUUUAGUAGUUAUUAAGAGGGUAAUCUGGUACUAAUUUAAAAAGAAAAUGA
Molecule: messenger RNA, 2154 nt
Organism: Paramecium octaurelia
Lineage: Eukaryota; Ciliophora; Oligohymenophorea; Peniculida; Parameciidae
Source: the annotation of a GenBank genome assembly